AAAAUUACGUUGAAAAAAAAAACUUCUUUGAUCGAUUGCAAGAGGUUGCUUCGUAAAAGAGAGAGAGAGAGAGAGAGAGAGAGAGAGAGAGAGAGAGAGAGAGAGAGAGAGAGAGAGAGAGAGAGAGAGAGAGAGAGAGAGAGAGAGAGAGAGUAAAAAGUGGUGCAUGGCACAUCUGACUUUGG
Molecule: messenger RNA, 185 nt
Organism: Closterium sp. NIES-67
Lineage: Eukaryota; Viridiplantae; Streptophyta; Zygnematophyceae; Desmidiales; Closteriaceae
Source: the annotation of a GenBank genome assembly